AGAGCCCGCGUCUGUGCAGUGAGUCCCACUCCAAGCCGUGUGGUUAUCUGCUUCCUCCGACCGAGCUUUGUUUUUACUUCAUCUCCUCCGACCAGAGGCCGUUCUUCCUUGACUGAGACACCAGCCACUCCUCCACAAGCAGAAUGAAGCUGGUUCUCUGGGCCCUGAGCUGUUGCCUCUUGGCUUCCAUGCCGAGUGCGAGAGCGCAGGUGACUGAAUACGGAAUCAAGGUCUGCGGCCGGGAGUUUGUCCGCAUGGUCAUUGACUCCUGUGGAAGCUCCAGGUUGAGGAGGCAUUCCUCUGAGAGAGCCCAGAGGAGGCACAGCCUUCACGGCAAGCUGUUGGAUCCUCUGGAUAGCAGUCUCUGGGGUAGCAACGAGGAGCCUGAGAGCUCAGAGAUCGACAGCACGGACUCCUCUCAGAGCGAGUCGGACGCAGCGGGAGAAGCAGACACCUGGCAGCUCUCGGCAGCCGGUUUCCGGGAAUCUGUCAGUCCCGCGGGGAUGGGUGAUGAGCCGCAGGAGGGAGGGGUCGCCGUACCUUCUCCCGGAAGGGCCUCGCGUCUCAGGAGGGGUGUUGGACUGGCCAGGGUUUGCUGCAAGUGGGGGUGUUCCAGAAGAGAUCUCACACGACUUUGUUAAUGGAUAGGAUGGGGAUGAGGGAUUUGUGGGCAGCUGCUCUUAGAAUCCACUGCAAUAUAACCAGACAAUUUAUUUUUGGGAGGCCGAGGCGUUGCUCAAAUCAAAGACAAUUUGAACAUCGUUCCGCGAGCCACCUUCCUUUCCCCCUUCACCCCUGCCCUCCCCGUCCAUCCAAAUUCUUGGAAGCAAUGAUAUAAUUACCAUCACUGCUAUUUAUAGAAAAAAUGUAGAGGCAGAGCCAUAGCCUUUCCAGUAGGGUCACUAGUUAACUAUCAGGUGUGGGUGACUUGUUUGCCACACUCCUCUCUGGUUCUGAAGCCAAUUGUUGCCUCACCUGCUCCCAACCAUCAACCCCAACCCGAUUCUUUCUCUAACAAAAAACAUCCUGUGUACCAUUUCACAAGGAGCAAUGAAUGGGGUGGUAGUGGGGGGGAGGGGGAAGAAACGCUGCAAUUGAAUGUUUAGCGAUUCAGAAACUGGAGGCAAAGUCAGAUGGCGAAAUUUGACUUUUGGUAGACAAAGAAUUCUUCACUUUAUUCCAUGAAAUAUAUCAUUUGUCUGCUUCCAAUUACUGCGCUAGGGUUUUGUAGGGAUAUUCGCAAUUUUACAGCCUGUCCCUAAACAUUUUGUGUGAUAACUGAAGAGGAAAAUAAUAAUUAAUAAUAAUAAUAAUCCUUGCCUUUGACAUAGCGUCUUAUGUUGUUAAACCGUCUCAAAGCGCUUCACAGGAUUUGACUGUGAAAUGCAGUGACUGCAAAUGUAAGCUUAGAAGCAAAUGUUUUGGACGCCAAAGGAACAUGAAAUUAAAUUAUAAACAACCUUUACUGGAUUCAUUAGCAACCCAGAUAUAUUUAAAUAUGUUAUAUUAAUUUAUUUCACCGCAUACUAAAAUAGAGCUAAUUGGUGCAUGUUUUGAAAAGUGCCUUUGGUGUAUGGGUUAAAGCUUCAUCAUAUUUAUAGACUGUGGUUUUUUUUGUGUGUGUGCGUAAUUUUGUGAGAGAUCCUCAUAAAUUCUCUUGAGCAUGGGAAAAGGGGAGUGGGGGAAAGAGAGAAAAGAGUCCGUGAAUUCACUGAAUGUUUCUCGUAUGAAUUCCUCAAAUCUGUUACUUUCCUGACAUUUAAUCCCUUCCCUAAUCUCGCGCUCCAGUGUUUUUGUGGUUGGAUUUUGGAUAGUUAAAAUAAGACCUCUUUAUCCCCUUUAAACAUCCACAAACCCCUUCCCCUUUCCCCCUUUCCUACAAAGCCCAGCACUUUUCACCUCUACUGAGAGUGUGAGUGAUUGAGCCCCCAUCUUACCCCGCGGUGUGUGGGGGAAGAAAAAGCUCCAUUGCUGUUGUGCAUUGGAGCUUUAUUUUUACACAGCACCUGUGCACUAUUGAAAUGCACCCAAUUUUUUUUAACCAGAGGGUGGGAGGGAGAAGAAGGAGUGAAGUCACAUACACACACAGGCUGUUGCUCAGAAAUGACGCAGCUUUUGAUCGAGAAGAACUGCGCUUAUGAUUUUUAAAAAGUCAAUUUGCUUUAAGAACCUUCCUUUACAACAUGGUUCUCUCAUCGACUGACUCCAUCAUUGAGGCUCACGUGCGUCAGAGGGCUAUUACCCACAAGUAAACUUUAAAGGGGUUUUAUAACACAAAACUGGUCUAGGAAUAACAGUGUCUCCUGAUUUGUUGGGUUGGAACAACAACUUGCAUUUAUAUAGCCCUGUUCAGUAGUGCUGUUUUCUUCUGUGCAGAUUUCAAAUGCACAUUUGAUAAAACCUGUGAUGAACACAAGUCUCUCCAAUGGAAACCCGAAUGAGAUUAUUGUUAUUGACUGUACGGAUUGUUGGUUUGGUUACUUUUCCAAUAAAAUCAAUACAAAAAUA
This is a messenger RNA of Callorhinchus milii (elephant shark), 2508 nucleotides long. RefSeq names its product relaxin family locus C type II precursor. Gene Ontology annotation, molecular function: hormone activity. The record is from RefSeq and is a predicted model, not a curated record. Bases 144 to 641 code for a protein of 165 amino acids. Gene Ontology annotation, cellular component: extracellular region. The transcript is spliced from 2 exons. Lineage: Eukaryota; Metazoa; Chordata; Chondrichthyes; Chimaeriformes; Callorhinchidae.